Messenger RNA from Dendrobium catenatum, 613 nucleotides. RefSeq names its product 60S ribosomal protein L35. Gene Ontology annotation, cellular component: cytosolic large ribosomal subunit; ribosome. Gene Ontology annotation, molecular function: structural constituent of ribosome; mRNA binding. Lineage: Eukaryota; Viridiplantae; Streptophyta; Magnoliopsida; Asparagales; Orchidaceae. The transcript has 4 exons. Gene Ontology annotation, biological process: maturation of LSU-rRNA from tricistronic rRNA transcript (SSU-rRNA, 5.8S rRNA, LSU-rRNA); translation. The record is from RefSeq and is a predicted model, not a curated record. Bases 78 to 449 code for a protein of 123 amino acids.
AUUCGCUUCGACCCGCCUCCGCCAUCAUUGUCUAGGGUUUCUGUGAUAGUUUCAUCAGCUGCGAAAGAGAAGAAGAGAUGGCGAGGAUUAAGGUUCACGAACUUCGACAGAAGUCUAAGACGGAACUCCUGAACCAGCUUAACGAUCUCAAAGCGGAGCUUGCUCUUCUUCGCGUCGCCAAGGUCACUGGAGGAGCCCCCAACAAGCUUUCCAAGAUCAAGGUGGUGAGGCUUUCGAUCGCGCAGGUGCUGACUGUGAUAUCCCAGAAGCAGAAGGCGGCGCUUAGAGAGGCUUACAAGAAUAAAAAGUUUCUCCCGCUUGACCUCCGGCCAAAGAAGACCCGUGCGAUAAGGCGUCAACUUACCAAGCGUCAGGCCUCACUGAAGACUGAACGGCAGAAGAAAAAGGAACUGUACUUUCCCUUGAGGAAGUAUGCUAUCAAAGCUUAGAAGAAUCAGAUCAAUAAUAAUACUCUGUUUCCUUAUAUUUAUAUGGAACCUAUCCGUUUUCUAAGAUUUUGGCACUAAAUUUAUGGAAAUGUAUUCCGUUUGAAUUUGUUGUUAUUAGUUUUGCUUCAUUUCAAGAUUUUCUUAAUGCAGUUCUAUUUUUUGCA